AUGGGUCUUAUCCAUACCUCCAUAAUCAUCGUCAUCGCAGCAUUUCUAGCUCUGGCUUGGAGCCAGGACUGUCGAUACGAGUUCAUUGUUCCCGAGGGAAAUGGUCUGUCCUGUAGUUCCCCCGAUGUCGGGAAAAUUAACUCGGAACUCAAUACGGCCCGAGAACGUGCAAAUUCCGUAGCGUCUACUCUGGGGGCUGAAAUUUCUAAACUGCACACCAUGUCUGCAGAAGUUCAAGACCAGAUGAAGACGAUUUCCCAGGAGCUCCUGACUAUGAAGAGAGAUGUUGGCAAGAUGAACAACGCGAAUGAAGAAAUGGAACAAUUGGAACAAGCUCUCUCCCGCAUGAACGACACGUUCGGCAGUGACUUUAAGUACCUGACCAAAAAAGUAAUGGACGUAACAGCAUCCCUCCAAAUGCAACUGACGCGACAGAUGGACCUCAUUUCGGCUCUUGCCGCCGAAGAAUCAUCGCAAAGACUGGUGUUGGACAAGCAGACGAUCACUUUGAAUGAAAUUGCCGAUGUACCCCAGUUAGCAAAGGGAAUUCAGAACGAGGUGAACUAUGUGAAAUCCCGUUUGGAGGGUAUCAAUGGGGAGAUAUCAGUCACAAAGCACGACCUUCAAGUAGUCAAAGAAGCUGGCCAAAAAUCCGAGGAAAUGAUCAACUCUCAAAUUUCUAACCUCAACAUGAAAAUGGACGGGUUACAGUCAAUUUUACUAGGAGUAGAUUUAAAAGCUAUGCAAAAUGACAUAGCAUUGUUAAAAGGAAAAUUGAAUUCACUGGACAACACACUGGCAAACCAUUCUAAACUCCUAGAGGGAUUCAACCCAUCUCAACUCCAUAUCAAAAUGGCGGGAUUUGAAGAGGCACUGGGGUCGCAACGCGAAAUGCUGAGUGAUCUGAAGAAUAAAACAGAAAACUCGAGUCCAGCUGUCAUUUCCAAAGAACUGUCUACGCUCACUGCUUCUGUGGAUAAAGACCGAGAGGCCACGAGUAACAUGUGGAACGGGCUGUGGAGCCGCCUUAACAGCUUGUCAAAGAUGGUGGACAAUUUGUCUCGUGAAGUUGCUCAGCUCAAAACCAAGUAA
Molecule: messenger RNA, 1092 nt
Organism: Saccostrea echinata
Lineage: Eukaryota; Metazoa; Mollusca; Bivalvia; Ostreida; Ostreidae
Exons: 1
Coding region: 1-1092 (363 amino acids)
Source: RefSeq, a predicted model, not a curated record